UGCAUUCACAGUAAGUGCACUGAGGUGGUUGUUCGGGCCCAACAGUGCCAUUUCUUUUCCGGCAUUGAAGUGCAAGGUCGUACUUGGUGAUGGCAGGCAACAUGAUACGCGUUGUUGGGCGUCAGUCCCGGUCUAUUUCCCAGAGAGCGCUGUCAACAACUGCAGCUAGAUCUACAGAUGUUGCUUUAACACCUGCAGAAAAAGAGAGAAUCUACCCAAGAAUAGGUAACCGCGAUGUGGUUGGCUAUGGUUUCAAUGGGACUGGGAGCUACAUGGACAGAGUGGAAUUCCCAUGCCCAGGCAUCCGCUUUGGUGAAAACUCGUCUGACGUUAUGGCCCUGAGGGAGAAAGAAAUGGGAGACUGGAAAAACCUCUCAAUUGCAGAGAAGAAGACCUUGUACCGUGCCAGCUUCUGUUCCACCUAUGCUGAGAUGAAAGCUCCAACAGGAGAAUGGAAGUCAGUCGUAGCUGCCGUCAUUGCAGGACUUGCGGUGACUGGAUGGCUGUACUUGUGGAUGAAAAUCUAUGUCUAUCCACCACUGCCUCACACGAUUACAAAAGAAUGGCAGGAAGAUACGGUCAAGAAAAUGAUCGCACAGCGUCAAGGAGCCAUUGAAGGCCUCAGUUCUCAAUUCGACUACGAAAAGGGAGAUUGGAAGUGAAUAACAUGAACUUAGGCAAUUUUUCUACAAAAUAUCAAUCUUUUAUUAUCCAGGAAAUGUGUAAAUUCACGACAAUGUGCAUAGAUUUAUUUGAAAUGAAAGAUUGAGGACUGAAGUGUGCGUUUUGGCCAUACUAGAACCAGUGCUACUGUGUAGCACCUAUUAUGUUUGUAUACAGAUAGUCUUGGUUCUACCAUGAAGUGACUACAUUGUGUAAUAUAUAUGACUAACAGCAUUAUUUAGCAAAUGGACAGUGUUGUUGUAGCCUCAUUGGUAAAUUACUUUUGUUAUCUGAAGAAUAAAUGGUUUCGUUUAAGGAAUUAAUACCAGGCUGGCAGUCCUUGGUUGCCUGAUUAAGACCACGUGGGUAGACUGAAAAUCAGACAAAAACCUGAGGCGUUAGCCAAAGUGUUUUGGACGCAAUUUGUGGUCAACCUGAGCAGUCUUGGUCGGAUAACCAAGGACCUGCAGCACACUGCAAGCCAUCCCAAGUCACAAUGUUCAUUGAUUAUGAAAUCCCAGUUCACAAUUAUUUCUUCAUUCCAGAAAAAACAGGCAAAUUCCUUAAUAGGCCUACACACUAGACCAAGGGCUCCUUUUCAUUAACCUUUACCUCGGAUCUUUGGUGAUUUCUUUUCAGUUUUAACAUAUGUAUUAAAAUAAAGUGUGUUGAACUAGAUGUGAACUUUC
This is a messenger RNA of Lineus longissimus, 1352 nucleotides long. Its product is annotated as cytochrome c oxidase subunit 4 isoform 1, mitochondrial-like. The coding region runs from base 90 to 662 and encodes 190 amino acids. The transcript has 5 exons. The record is from RefSeq and is a predicted model, not a curated record. Gene Ontology annotation, biological process: mitochondrial electron transport, cytochrome c to oxygen. Lineage: Eukaryota; Metazoa; Nemertea; Pilidiophora; Heteronemertea; Lineidae.